This is a messenger RNA of Sycon ciliatum, 666 nucleotides long. RefSeq lists its product as uncharacterized. NCBI's taxonomy places the organism in Eukaryota, Metazoa, Porifera, Calcarea, Leucosolenida, Sycettidae. The record is from RefSeq and is a predicted model, not a curated record. The annotation marks the transcript as partial. The transcript has a single exon.
CAACAACAACAACAACAACAACAACAACAACAACAACAACAACAACAACAACAACAACAACAACAACAACAACAACAACAACAACAACAACAACAACAACAACAACAACAACAACAACAACAACAACAACAACAACAACAACAACAACAACAACAACAACAACAACAACAACAACAACAACAACAACAACAACAACAACAACAACAACAACAACAACAACAACAACAACAACAACAACAACAACAACAACAACAACAACAACAACAACAACAACAACAACAACAACAACAACAACAACAACAACAACAACAACAACAACAACAACAACAACAACAACAACAACAACAACAACAACAACAACAACAACAACAACAACAACAACAACAACAACAACAACAACAACAACAACAACAACAACAACAACAACAACAACAACAACAACAACAACAACAACAACAACAACAACAACAACAACAACAACAACAACAACAACAACAACAACAACAACAACAACAACAACAACAACAACAACAACAACAACAACAACAACAACAACAACAACAACAACAACAACAACAACAACAACAACAACAACAACAACAACAACAACAACAACAACAACAACAACAACAACAACAACAACAACAACAACAACAACAACAACAA